CUAACUUCUGUUUACACAAAAAACUAUUCGUCAUCUGUUUUGUUAUUUUGGCAAGCAAAGCAAUUGUGUUCCGAUUUUUUUUCCGAUCAAUUUUAAUGCAUUUACAAUUCCAUAUGUAAAUGCCAUAUAAAUAAAAAGAAAACGAUAAAACAAAUAUGAAAAGCGGAUCAUUUCGUAGUACACAGUGGGAUCCUUUCUUGCUGAUAACACAAAUUAUCUCAGUGCAAUGCUGUGUUUAUUUCUCGCUAGGGUUAUUGGUGUUCAUAGCCAAUCUGCUGGCAGGAGAAAAUUAUCGACUGGACAAUAUUUUCGAGUAUCAUGAAAUACAUGUUUCAGAUUUGGGCGGCCGUCUAAUUAUAUGCGCCUUCGUUACGAAUGCCUUCGUUGGUUCACUGGCGCUGUGGUGCAUAGUGCGAAGAGCUAAAUUGUGCUUGGACUUUAGCUGCACAUUUCAUCUGUUCCAUUUACUGAUAUGCUGGUGGUAUAACAGUGCUUUUCCUUCGAAUAUUUCAUGGUGGCUCUUGAAUGCCACUACAGCCACAAUUAUGUGCAUUGGUGGUGAAUUUUUAUGUUUAAAGUCUGAACUCAAAGAGAUUCCAGUAGGUUAUUCAGCUUUAAAUCAAAAAUGCGAUGUGUGAAAGUUUUUGCGAAUUGAUGACUACGCUAAUUGUAUUUUUGUUAGUAAUUUAAUUUAUGUACUUUAAGUUAAUUAAAAAAAAGAAGAAAAAAAAUAUAUAUAUUUUUGUGUAUUUAAAUGAAUGUGAGUACUGUGUUACAUAUCACAUCGUGUGAUAAAUAGACGACAUUUUAGUAUGAGACCAAUUAUUUGACCGAAAAUAAAUGUAAAUUUCUUGACACUUGUACGCCCACAUCUAAGGAGGAAGUACAAAAUAUACAUUUGACAAUGAA
This is a messenger RNA of Musca domestica (house fly), 909 nucleotides long. RefSeq names its product protein SYS1 homolog (gene Sys1). The transcript is spliced from 3 exons. Gene Ontology annotation, biological process: Golgi to plasma membrane protein transport; protein localization to Golgi apparatus; Golgi to endosome transport. Gene Ontology annotation, cellular component: Golgi membrane; trans-Golgi network. The coding region runs from base 156 to 638 and encodes 160 amino acids. Lineage: Eukaryota; Metazoa; Arthropoda; Insecta; Diptera; Muscidae. The record is from RefSeq and is a predicted model, not a curated record.